Messenger RNA from Capronia epimyces CBS 606.96, 873 nucleotides. RefSeq names its product serine/threonine protein kinase. Gene Ontology annotation, biological process: protein phosphorylation. Bases 1 to 873 code for a protein of 290 amino acids. The transcript has a single exon. Gene Ontology annotation, cellular component: cytoplasm. The record is from RefSeq and is a predicted model, not a curated record. Gene Ontology annotation, molecular function: protein serine/threonine kinase activity; ATP binding. Lineage: Eukaryota; Fungi; Ascomycota; Eurotiomycetes; Chaetothyriales; Herpotrichiellaceae.
AUGGCAUUUCUGUACCUGGACGGAUCUCCCGUCUGUGACGAGAUACUUAAUAUGGCAGGCUUCGGGAUGGUGAUUCGGAGGGGGGAAUUUGCAAUCAAGAUACCACGGCUGCGGGAAGGCGUCGACGACUCUGAAGAUGAGAUUGCGAGACUUCGAAUUCGACUUCGUGGAGUAUUAUCGGACCUGAAGGAAAUCGACAUGCGGGAAUUCAUAAUCGAGCAGAUCUACCGGGAGAAGUGGAUCUUCCAAACAUUGAGUGACUGCGAAGGCGUGGUUCCGUGUUUCGACCUCGACUCGCCUGACGUGUCGAUUUGCAUGCGUUACAUGGGGAAAGGUAGUCUUCGCAGCUACUUGGAAAGCGAGAAGGAGAACGAGAACGACAACCACAACCACAACCCCAACCACAGCCACAACCACAGGCUGGAUCAACACACGCGUGUCCGAUGGCUCAAAAGCAUGGCACAUACUCUCUCCAACCUUCACCGUCGCCGUGUCAUUGUCACCAACCUACGGUCGGACAACUUCCUCAUCGACGACACCAUGUCCAUCUACUUGGCCAACUUUGGAGAAUGCAGCGUGAUGCCUCUAACCUGGGACAUGAGUACUCCUAACCUGGAUGGCGAGGGCGUCGCUACCGACAUUGGACAAUUUGGCGCCGUCAUGUUCGAAGUCAUCACCGGCCACCAUUGUACAUUCGACAUGAUGCAAGAGUCGAAGGAAUCGUGGGAUCUGUUUUCAUGGCCACCGAGAGACAGUCUCCCUUCAACUGAGGGGGUGUGGCUAGGUCACAUCAUCGAGAAGUGUUGGACGCAAGGCGAGGGAUUUUUUGCGUCUGCCGAUGAUCUCGUCGCGGCACUGGAGCAGGCUUGUUGA